Diceros bicornis minor is the source of this 2943-nucleotide messenger RNA. RefSeq names its product calcium binding protein 5 (gene CABP5). NCBI's taxonomy places the organism in Eukaryota, Metazoa, Chordata, Mammalia, Perissodactyla, Rhinocerotidae. The record is from RefSeq and is a predicted model, not a curated record. The transcript has 6 exons. Bases 2261 to 2782 code for a protein of 173 amino acids. Gene Ontology annotation, molecular function: calcium ion binding.
UGUGGACCUGGGUCUCCCUGAGGAAAGCCAGGCCAAGAACACACUCUUCCUCUCCACACCCCUGCAGGGCCCCUGUGAACACACCGCCUGCAAGCAUCCAUGUCCCCAUGUCCCUCUGCCAGGGCUGGGCAGGGAUGUCCUCAGUCACCAAUGACCCUCAUGACAACCCCGCUAUCCCCGUUUAACAGAUGAGGACACUGAGGCACAAGGAUGUGAGUUAACUUCCCCUAGGUCCCCUCUCGAGGAAACCUUAUUCCCAGGGGCAGGGAAGUGACGUGGUAAGGUCUGGAGUGAAAAGAUCAUGCUGAUGGCUGGAGUAUGCGCACACUGAAGAAAUCAGCCUGGAGUUGGGGGGCAGCGGAGACCACCUUGCCCCUGGUGAAAUCCUGUUCUUCUAAAAACUGUUGAAACCCAUCAAGAGGAGAUGGUGCCCAGAGCUGGGCUCUGGGAAAAGUAUGCAGCAGGAGAGGUUUGCGGGGGCAAUAAUUCAUAAUUACACAGGAGUCGAAAUGCAUGAUUUCGAUUUGUCGCAUUACUAAUGAUUGUCAUUUUUAUCGUUUGAUUAAGGUAGUGUCUGCCAGGUUUCGCUACCAUCAAGUGACUUUCCUUUGAAAUUAAUAUUUUGUAAGGAGAUACUUUGAGCUAUGUAAAUAUUACCAAACUUUCCACUUAUCUUUUGACUUAUGUCUGUAUGGACUCCUGGUUUCCUAUGUUCUCCUAUAUAAUUUGUUAUUAUUUGUUUUGAUUUUCAAGUUGCCCCUGCUAUGGCGUGAGGAGCUUCUUCACGCUGAUCCCUGUUCUUCUGACCUGUCCCCAUAACUCUUUGAGCACAGUCUUGCUUUACCGCACAAGAUGGGUUAGGCCCCCCUUCUACUUGUCCUGCUCCAGACGUGCAUUCAGCCCUUUCUCCUAGGAGUCUUCGUUCCUUUUAGUGGAGAGUGGUAUUUAGAAGCCAAGAUCUGGAUGCUAGAGGUGCUCACUAAUAUCAGGGCAUCACUGCUUCUGGGUCGUCUUCGAGAGCUGGAGAAUAUAUGCUCAUGUCCCCAGACGGUGACGUGUUUAUUUGUAUAUCCCUCUCUGUACAGCGAAACCCACGAGCACAUACCGCUGCCUCCAGUUCCAACCCAACACCACAGGACUCAUUCUACUUGCCCCUUCUGUAUUCGUAACUCCCUUUUCCAACAACGGUGAGAAACCUGAUUCCCAUUACCCUUAAUAUAAUCCCCGUGUGUAACCAGUCUCGCUUCUCCAUUGCCAUCCCAGCCCUGUGGGGACGCCUUCCUCGCCCUGAUCUGGCGUUGACAUCUGCACCGGGCUCUCUCCACGAGUGCGCACACUCAGCACAAACCCCCAGUCUAAGCGAUGCAAUUCCUGCGCGUAGAUACACCCUCUCCACCCGGCUCAUGCUCCAACCUUCCACACCAGGCUGCUCUGUCACGAGUCAUCCUCACCUCCCCAGGCCCCAGCGCUCUGGGCCGUGCUGCCCCUCUGUGGGGACUCCCCUCACUCCACCACCCUGUUUGGACUCUGGCUCCCUACACUGAUGGCCCCUAGUCCCCUCCCAUCCAGUGCAGACAGCCACAUUGUCUCCCUGGGCUCUGACACCAUCACGACUUUCCACCCUCCCUGACCCCCACGCCAACGUGGGCGCCCACCUUGCUCCUUGCCCCUGAGUUACCCAGGAAGAAAGGAACAGAUGAGCAGAGGAAAAGCAAACCCCACCCUCUUCAUCACUGUGCGCACCUACUUCCUGAAGUUGGCCUGUCGUGCAAUUCUUGCAUCCUGCUCGUUGACACACAUUCCUGACCUACUGGAAAGCUCCUUGAGGCCAGGGGCCGUGCCCUCCCCGUCUUCACGUGCCCAAGGGCCAGCAGAGGCCAGGCUUAGAGUGAGCACUCAACACGCUUGUUGGAACAUUGAAUGAACGGAUGCCCUCUGCUCUAAUCCUCAUUUUGGAGACUAUCUUUCCAAUUUUAUUCUGGGGAUAAAAGGUCAGAGCCUGGGACUGGCUCCCCCUCCCGUCUCACUGGAGCCAGAUGGGGAGGCAGGAACAGCUCUGAUCCCUCCCAACCCAAGUAGAGAUUUCUGACCCAGCUGUCACAGCUCUAAGACACAGGGACCGAGGGUGAGGCCAAGAGAGGCAGGAAGAGUUGGCAAAGGCACGAUAGAGAAGAUAAGGAGGCUGAGGCACCGGGCAGGACGGGAAGGAGGGGGAGCCGUCUUGAGGUCUGUGCCCGGUGAGCCCUGCCCUGCCCCCUCCAUGCAGCUUCCCAUGGGCCCCGCCUGCAUCUUCUUGAGAAAAGGCAUCGCCGAGAAACACCGGGAAAGACCCCUGGGACAGGACGAGAUUGAAGAGCUCCGGGAAGCAUUUCUUGAGUUCGACAAGGAUCGAGACGGGUUCAUCUCUUGUAAGGAUUUGGGGAAUCUCAUGAGGACGAUGGGUUACAUGCCCACGGAGAUGGAACUGACUGAGCUGGGCCAGCAAAUCCGCAUGAACUUGGGUGGCCGUGUAGACUUUGAUGACUUUGUGGAGCUGAUGACCCCCAAACUACUUGCAGAAACGGCUGGGAUGAUCGGCGUCCAGGAGAUGCGAGAUGCCUUCAAGGAAUUUGACGCCAACGGCGACGGGGAGAUCACCCUGGGGGAGCUGCAGCAGGCCCUGCAGAGACUUCUGGGAGAGAAGCUCACCCCCCGGGAGAUCUCCGAGGUUGUCCAGGAAGCCGAUGUUAAUGGAGAUGGCACCGUCGACUUUGAAGAGUUUGUGAAGAUGAUGUCUCGCUGAGGAGCUUCUGGAAACCUCCGUCACUCUCCACCUGGUCAACAUACAUCCAGCACUUCUGGAGGACCAAAUCCCCAGAGCCCCUUAAAGGAGAGAGGGUGGGGGGUGGUGUGGAGACCGGCCUUGCAGUGCUAUGGGUUGAGGUUAGACUGAAAGUAAGAGCU